UUAUCCUCACGCAUCCUCCAGCCGCCUGCUCAGAGGUUACCAAGUCAGAAUGCAGCAAGAGCCUCUGCAGCUGCUACAACUGGUAGAAGUGGGUUAGACAGAUGGUUCCUCAACAAUGACCCAUCAAGGUCUAUAGUUGUAGAAGGGAGAGGGGAGACAGGUAUUAUAUUUCCUGCCUAAGAUGUCUACUGAAUGGAAGCAAUUUCAGUGAAUCCAGCUCACUGUCUCAACAGCCGCUCACCUGCCCUGUCUCCUCCCCUGUCUCAUAACUGGACUAGCAGUUAAACAGCUGUAUACCCUUGUCUCCCUGUCUCAUUUUCCCCGGAGCUCCAUCAGCAAAGAGUAGCAACAGCAACUGCAGAAGCGGCAGCCAGAGAUAGGCAGGGCUGGUGCUUGCAGCCGUGCAAAUCGCCUCCUCCUCAACACACACACACACACACACACACACACACACACACACGCACAGACUUCCAAUAUCACCGCGCCCUGACAUAAGGACUAAGAGAGACGAGAGAAGAGCGUUAGUCACGGACAACAGUUCUUUAACACAUUAUUGAAACUACAAACAUCCAAAGCAGUUUCAUGUGGACAGAUUGCAUAUUUUGAAAGCCUGGGGUAUUUUCUCAUGAAACAUGCCAUGUGGAAUUUCUGAAGCAUAGAGCUCUGCGCAGCACCUGAAGAAAGAAUCCCUUACCUGGUAUGUGACAGACCUUCUCACCACCACCAUGACAAACCAGGAAAAAUGGGCCCACCUCAGCCCUUCAGAGUUUUCCCAACUUCAGAAAUAUGCUGAGUAUUCUACAAAGAAAUUAAAGGAUGUUCUUGAAGAAUUCCAUGGUAAUGGUGUGCUUGCAAAGUAUAAUCCUGAAGGGAAACAAGACAUUCUUAACCAAACAAUAGAUUUUGAAGGUUUCAAACUAUUCAUGAAGACAUUCCUGGAAGCCGAGCUUCCUGAUGAUUUCACUGCACACCUUUUCAUGUCAUUUAGCAACAAGUUUCCUCAUUCUAGUCCAAUGGUAAAAAGUAAGCCUGCUCUUCUCUCAGGUGGUCUGAGAAUGAAUAAAGGUGCCGUCACCCCUCCUCGGACUUCUCCUGCAAAUACAUGUUCCCCAGAAGUAAUCCACCUGAAGGACAUUGUCUGUUACUUGUCUCUGCUUGAAAGAGGAAGACCUGAGGAUAAACUUGAGUUUAUGUUUCGCCUUUAUGACACGGAUGGGAAUGGCUUUCUGGACAGCUCGAUUCUCCAUGAAAUGAUGGAAGAAAUUGACUAUGAUCAUGAUGGAACCGUGUCCCUGCAGGAGUGGAUUCAAGGAGGAAUGACAACGAUUCCACUUCUUGUGCUCCUGGGCUUGGAAAAUAAUGUGAAGGAUGAUGGACAGCACGUGUGGCGACUGAAGCACUUUAACAAACCUGCCUAUUGCAACCUUUGCCUGAAUAUGCUGAUUGGCGUGGGGAAGCAGGGCCUCUGCUGUUCCUUCUGCAAGUACACAGUCCAUGAACGCUGUGUGGCUAGAGCACCUCCCUCUUGCAUCAAGACCUAUGUGAAGUCCAAAAAGAACACUGAUGUCAUGCACCAUUACUGGGUUGAAGGUAACUGCCCAACCAAGUGUGAUAAGUGCCACAAAACUGUUAAAUGUUACCAGGGCCUGACAGGACUGCAUUGUGUUUGGUGUCAGAUCACACUCCAUAAUAAAUGUGCUUCUCAUCUAAAACCUGAAUGUGACUGUGGACCUUUGAAGGACCAUAUUUUACCACCCACAACAAUCUGUCCAGUGGUACUGCAGACUCUGCCCACUUCAGGAGUUUCAGUUCCUGAGGACAGACAAUCAACAGUGAAAAAGGAAAAGAGUAGUUCCCAGCAGCCAAACAAAGUGAUCGACAAGAACAAAAUGCAGAGAGCCAACUCUGUUACUGUGGAUGGGCAAGGCCUGCAGAUCACUCCUGUGCCUGGUACUCACCCACUUUUAGUUUUUGUGAACCCCAAAAGUGGUGGAAAACAAGGAGAACGAAUUUACAGAAAAUUCCAGUAUCUACUAAAUCCUCGUCAAGUUUACAGUCUUGCUGGAAAUGGACCAAUGCCAGGGUUAAACUUUUUCCGCGAUGUUCCUGACUUCAGAGUGUUAGCCUGUGGUGGCGAUGGAACCGUGGGCUGGGUUUUGGAUUGCAUAGAAAAGGCCAACGUAGGCAAGCAUCCUCCAGUUGCAAUUCUGCCUCUUGGGACUGGCAAUGAUCUAGCAAGAUGCCUGCGAUGGGGAGGAGGUUAUGAAGGUGAGAAUCUGAUGAAAAUUCUAAAAGACAUUGAAAACAGCACAGAAAUCAUGCUGGACAGGUGGAAAUUUGAAGUCAUACCUAAUGAUAAAGAUGAGAAGGGAGACCCAGUGCCUUACAGUAUCAUCAAUAAUUACUUUUCCAUUGGCGUGGAUGCCUCCAUUGCACACAGAUUCCACAUCAUGAGAGAAAAACACCCAGAGAAAUUCAACAGUAGAAUGAAGAACAAAUUUUGGUAUUUUGAGUUUGGUACAUCUGAAACUUUCUCAGCCACCUGCAAGAAGCUACAUGAAUCUGUAGAAAUAGAAUGUGAUGGAGUACAGAUAGACUUAAUAAACAUCUCUCUGGAAGGAAUUGCUAUUUUGAAUAUCCCAAGCAUGCAUGGAGGAUCCAAUCUUUGGGGAGAGUCUAAGAAAAGACGAAGCCAUCGACGAAUAGAGAAAAAAGGGUCUGACAAAAGGACCACCCUUACAGAUGCCAAAGAGUUGAAGUUUGCAAGUCAAGAUCUGAGCGACCAACUGCUGGAGGUGGUUGGCUUGGAAGGAGCCAUGGAGAUGGGGCAAAUAUACACAGGCCUGAAAAGUGCCGGCCGACGACUGGCUCAGUGUUCCUGCGUGGUCAUCAGGACUAGCAAGUCUCUGCCAAUGCAAAUUGAUGGGGAGCCAUGGAUGCAGACCCCAUGCACAAUAAAAAUUACACACAAGAACCAAGCCCCAAUGCUGAUGGGCCCUCCUCCAAAAACCGGGUUAUUCUGCUCCCUCGUCAAAAGGACAAGAAACCGAAGCAAGGAAUAAUCCUGUCUUGUUUCAUUCUUAGAAAUUGAAUUAGCAUAAUUGGGCCCUGGGACACAUAUGCUGGAAGUCUUUGAACCAUUUCAAGUCUCCUGCUCAUGCAAAAUCAUGGAAUUGGUUUAAUAGUUUUUGUUACUGGGCUAAUGUAAAAUUCAGCUAUUAGAAAAUUUAUUGUCUCAGUUUUUAUAGGCAUCUUUGCAUGAAGAAAGCAGAAGUUUACAUGAAGUGAAACUGCGUAUUUUGGUUGCAUGCAUUCCCACAGAUUUUUACAUCUCCCACCCAUCUCUUCUCCAAUUUCCAUUUACUAACCUGUGAGAAAAACCUGUGAAACAUGAAAAAGGAAAUACCAUGGGAAAUGUGAUGCUCAGUAUGAUUCUAAUUAUUACUAUGUACUAAUCAGUAAUGCUACAAUGAUCAUAAUUACAGAUUGCUAUAUGUUUCCCUUUUAGAAUCAGUGUAUCAGUGACCUAUGACUUGAGGAGAAACUUUUAAUUCAAAGGUUUAUUAAAUAGUUGACUACAAUAUCUUGCUAUUUAUACCUAGUUUUUCUUCAACAACUCAGAGGAGUGGAAAUAAAAAUAUCAGGUAUAAAGUUUUCUCGUGCUGAAAAACAGUUUUAAUUUGCUUAGUUUUCUUCUUAAUUCCAGAAAUAAGUGAAAACAUAUUACUUGACAGUAAAGUGUGGUAAUACGGCAAGCCUUGUUCCUUUCUGCAUGAGAAUCUAGGAGAGAAUUCAUAACCACACCAAUAACCAAAUAGAUAUUUUAAACCAUGUGCCUAAUCAAUGUGUUUCCCACCAAAGAUUUAGAAACAGAUGCUUGAGAGAAAUUGGUUAAUGCAUAAUUAAUUAAGCAUGGUGGAGCAAAUUUGUGGUUCCUGUGAUUCAUUUUCUGAUGACUAAAAUGCUGGAAAGAAAGUGAGUUACCCAUUCAUUAUGAUUAAAAUUCUCACCUUCACAGACAGACAGUAGACCAGACAACAUAAUCAAAGCUCCAUAAAUGAUUUCUUGCUUUUUUCAGUCAUUUAUAAAUAUAGGUGUAAUUUUUCAUGAAUCGGUUAAGUACACUUGAAGGAAGUAAAUGAUUGUAUCAGUUUCUUUCUAGUAGAAAUUGGUACCUGUAACAAUAUUGAGCUCUUGGAAGCAAAUCAUGCAUGCAGUCAGCUCCCUCCUCCUCACCUACUCCACCCCCAUCUCUAUGACAUUUCAAAUGUUUACAUGGAAACGACGGCCUAGAUCACUGUUGAAGGUGUUCACCGCAUGGCUGGGUUCUCUGAUUGUUUAAAGAAAUCAUGGAACGGUACUUUUCUUUUAGUGUUUCAUUAAGCCUAUGAUAUAAAAUGAAAUGCUUCUGAACAGUCUUGGAAUCUUGUUCAUUCAUAUUGACCUGCAUCUCAUCAUUGCAUGUUUUAUGUUUUCAAACAUGCCAUAAGGAAAACGAGUGCUUGAACUGCAUGAUUUAUUAGUUUCUCUCCACUCUGCAUUAAAGUGCUAAUUGAUUUAUCAGUUCUAUUUUGUUAUUGAUUCAUACAUUUCUGAAUAACAAAUAGCAUUUAGUGAUUCUGUUGAACACAAUCCUGUGCAUGGAUUUAUGGAUUUCAAGUGAAAUUGCUAUAAUUUUAGUUCUUUGGUUUGAAAACUCAACUGAAUGCUGUUAUAUCAAAUAGCUACUCUCAAGCAAUGUGCUAUAAUGGAAGAUUAUGUACAAAGUAUAUUCUUUUAGUGUUCCUGGAACACUGGAUGGUAAAUAUCAACCAACAAUAAGCUUAAUUACUUUAAAAAUAAAGCUUCUGAAUAAAAUUAAGACAUCAUUUAGCAUUCCCAGGAAAAUUAUGAUUACAAUUGCAAAUUUAGUACAGCAAUCACUUGCCCUGGUAUAAUAAAAAAUAAAAAAGUUGUUUGGCAGAGCAGUAAUCUAGACCAAAAGAAAUCUCACAACAGUAACAAGUGCAUUACUGACACAAUGUUACAUAACACACACAUUGAUUUUUGUUUCUAUGGUUACAGGUAAUAAAUAUUUUCACAUGAAUUGACAAAAUUUUCUACAAUGGGCAGGCAGGCUUUGUGUCAAAAAUAUAUUUUGAAGCCACAAAUUAUUUUAUGUUCGCUACAACAUACAAUUACUUCUUGGCUACCUUUUAUAGUAUAUCAUUUGAAGGCAGCAACAGUUUGUGAAUCAUUCUUAACAAUCUGUGCAGUAGAAACUGUUGGAUAGACAGUGGGAUGAGACAAAUUAAACAACCUGCCUGUAAGACUUCAAUAACUGAAAUAAUGGGAUGCAGCUCCACUCCAACGUAGCUGUAUGACUGCAAUUAGUGCUAAUAGUGUUACAUUUUCAGUCAGUUGGAUUCUUCAGUACCAAUAAUAAACGUUCAAAUAUGAAUCCAAUUUGACUUUUCUCAACUCAUUUUCUAAAGACACUGAUGCGCUUGCCCCUUCAAGUAUACGACCCCUGGGGUUUGGAAAGUAGUUUUUAAAAAUGUAACUUGAGUUCGAAAUCAGAGAAGAUAUUCUCCCCAGUUUUAUCACAGCUUCAUAUGAAAAACAUAUAGUUUAAGGAAAACUCUGAACUGAAAUUCUGGAAUAUAAAAUAUUGAAUGAUGAUAUUAUAUUACCUUUACAAGAUGAAAACUUCUACAUGUGUGGAUGAAUUUUGAGCUGCUGAGUUGUGCUCUUUUAAUAUAGAAGCUGUAUAAAGUUUUAAGUGGACGAAAGUCUUAAAAGUAAAUUAAUGCUGGACUUAACAGUACUCAAAAGCAAAGGGGAAAAACAAACAUGCAUUCUGCUAAAUAUUGCCAUACACUGCAUCUAUGAGAUUCCAGAGAGAGAUUCCAGAAUAAACCUCAACAUCCACACUUUUAAGAAAUAGGAAAGGCGGCAUCUACAUUGAACCAGAAAGUUUAAAAGACAUAAAUUUAUUUUUUCCACUUCCACGUGUAUAUCAUGUGUAUUUGAUGUGAAAAUGCUGGUCAAUGUGUUGUGGUGGAAGGAGAUAGCUUGUAGGAAGAUAAAAAAAAUUAACACUUUAAAACUGUUUUUAUUUUAUUUAAGACGGGUUCAUGUGAUCAUAGCCAGAAUAAAACAAAGGCUCAGAUGUUUAGCAUAGUCUGUCUACUGCAGACAGAAAUUUAAAUCUAGUGAGGGCUAGUGAAUCGCAUGUGUGUUUCCACAUUUUAUUUUGUUUUUCUUUUUUAAGGGUAUGGGAAGCAAUUGGAAUUUUUCAGGGAAGAAUCUGUUUGGUAUCUCAGACUGUAUUCUCUUUGAAUGAGACAAGACUUUGAGAGAAUUCUUUUCCUUUCUGUGUCAAUGUCAGUUUGUUGCUCAUUGGUUAUAAAAAGGGAAAUGUACUUUUCAUGGCACAUAGAACCCCCAAAGAAUUAUUCAAUACAGAAUAAUUAAAUAAUAUUGAAUCCUAUUUUCCAUUAUUAUUCAAAUAACUAAAUAAUUAUCUCCAUUAAAAAAUUAAACCCUUGUAACAUAUAUUAAGGCUGUAAACCUAAAGAAAAUAAAUAAAACCCUGUUAAAGAGCUAUUAUUUUGUGAGAGGCAGAAAUCACCAUUUAAAGCUCCCAACUAAAUUCUGCUGUGUUUCAAUAAAGUUUGAGUAAACUCACAUUUGAGAGAUUCUGUAUAACCUUAUUGUGUUUAAAAACAUGGAACUCAUUUAAUUAUAAUACCUUAAUUAUUUUCUCAGAAGGUGAUAUAUGCAAUAUCCUGCUUUUUGAAAUAAAAAUGUUAACCACUCA
Molecule: messenger RNA, 6802 nt
Organism: Callithrix jacchus (white-tufted-ear marmoset)
Lineage: Eukaryota; Metazoa; Chordata; Mammalia; Primates; Cebidae
Source: RefSeq, a predicted model, not a curated record